Messenger RNA from Thelazia callipaeda (thelaziosis nematode), 561 nucleotides. The record is from the annotation of a GenBank genome assembly. NCBI's taxonomy places the organism in Eukaryota, Metazoa, Nematoda, Chromadorea, Rhabditida, Thelaziidae.
AUGUUAGAUUUGAAAGUAAGCCGUCGUUGUGAAUUUUACGCAGAUGACCAGUUAUCUACUGCUCUUAUAUUUGUUGGCAAAAAUAAUGAUUUGAAUGAAUAUGUCGUUCUUGCUCUCAUCUCUGACAGCUCUUUUUUUACUGCUUCUUAUGACCAGGAAAGUUGGAUCAAAUUACGUGAAGAGAGUGACUUCAGCUCAGAUGAUGAAUUCAUCGCCGAACUUUGUGACCCAAAGAUUACAAUAAGUAUAGAGCGUUCUGAUGAUGUUCAGGUGAAAUGGAAUCGACCAGAUGAGGACGGUCUAAAGUUCGAAUUUUGCACGAUGACAUUAUGUCCAAAUACGGUUGGCAUUUUUAGUCUAGUAGAUGCUCUUUUAACGGAACGGAAUAAUCAUUAUGAGAAUUUAACUAGGAGUGAUGUUGUUAUUGCUGAUAUGGAAAGAAAAUUUGAACUGUUGAGUAAGUAUUUGCAGAAAGUUGAAGAAAUGGAUGAGUAUCGUCGGAACUUAUCCAAUACACUGAUCUCAAAAUUUGUCGCUAUACAAAACAAAAAUAUAUGCUGA